Molecule: messenger RNA, 1170 nt
Organism: Strongylocentrotus purpuratus (purple sea urchin)
Lineage: Eukaryota; Metazoa; Echinodermata; Echinoidea; Camarodonta; Strongylocentrotidae
Exons: 2
Coding region: 1-1170 (389 amino acids)
Molecular function (GO): protein binding
Source: RefSeq, a predicted model, not a curated record
AUGGCUGAUGACGAGCCGUCAGACAGCCCCAAGGCUUCGGAUAUUUACAACACACCUCGUGUUGUCACCAUCUGCAAAAGCGAGACGGGAUUUGGCUUCAAUGUACGGGGCCAAGUCAGCGAAGGUGGCCAGCUGAAAUCUAUCAAUGGCGAACUCUACGCUCCUCUCCAACAUGUCAGCGCAGUGUUAGAAGGCGGGGCAGCCGAGCGAGCCGGUAUCAUGAAGGGCGACCGGAUCUUAGAAGUCAUACCAAAGACUGUAUCCUCCGUCUUCCACCUGGCUAACCGAUGCGCCAACCGAGAGCUGAAUAUCUCACUAGAUGGGUCUAGGCUGAACUUCGUCUCAACACCAAAGUACCUAGGUGUCACUCUUGACCGAAGCCUCACCUUCCACGAGCAUGCCAAAGCCACAGCCCAAAAGACCCAAGCCAGAGUGUCUCUCCUAAAGAAGCUUGCAGGGACCGGAUGGGGAGCUAAUUUCACCACCCUUCGCACCUCCUCUCUAGCUCUUGCCUUCUCCACUGCCGAGUAUGCUGCACCUGCAUGGAGCCACAGCACCCAUGUACACAAGGUUGAUGUUGUCCUCAAUGACGCUAUGAGACUAAUCAGCGGAACACUCACUGCAACACCAGUCAGCAACCUGCCAAUAUUAUCUGGCAUACCACCAGCUCAGCUCAGACGAGAUGCGCAGUAUGCUAAGCUUGCCCAAAAGCAUGACAGAGAUAAAUGCCUUGUUCCUGCCCCCUCUGCCUUUGAAGGACAGCGUCUCCCUAGAAGACACUUUGCAACACAGGCUGCUGAGCUGCGGCCUGAGAACCCCCCCUCCACCUUAGCCACUUGGAUAACAAAACGCUGGUCAGACCAGUGGAAUUCGUCCACUACCAACCUGAAGGAGUUCAUCCCAAAGCCCUGUGCAAAACCAAGUGGCAGCGACCUCCCAAGAAAAGCCUGGGUCAACCUAAACCGUGUCAGAACUGGAGUUGGCCGCACACAAUAUUUCCUACAUAAAAUUGGAGCCGAAUCAUCACCAAACUGCGCCUGUGGAGAGAUCCAAACUAUGGAUCAUGUCAUUGAUGAUUGUCCGAUCUACAAAUCCCCCCACGGCGCUUCCGGACUUCGUGAGCUCGAUGAUGAGACGAUCUGUUGGCUCAAUAAGGAUCUUCCUAUCUAG